Messenger RNA from Lepus europaeus (European hare), 1967 nucleotides. RefSeq names its product dolichyl-phosphate mannosyltransferase subunit 1, catalytic (gene DPM1). Gene Ontology annotation, biological process: protein O-linked glycosylation via mannose; GPI anchor biosynthetic process. NCBI's taxonomy places the organism in Eukaryota, Metazoa, Chordata, Mammalia, Lagomorpha, Leporidae. Gene Ontology annotation, cellular component: endoplasmic reticulum membrane. The coding region runs from base 8 to 790 and encodes 260 amino acids. The transcript is spliced from 9 exons. Gene Ontology annotation, molecular function: dolichyl-phosphate beta-D-mannosyltransferase activity. The record is from RefSeq and is a predicted model, not a curated record.
UUCCGCCAUGGCCUCCACGGAAGGGAGUCGGGCGCUCCCCGGAUCUCGGCACGAGCAGGCGGGACGCGGGAGGCGACAGGACAAGUAUUCCGUGCUCCUGCCGACCUACAACGAGCGUGAGAACCUGCCGCUCGUUGUGUGGCUGCUGGUGAAAAGCUUCUCCGAGAGUGGAAUCAACUAUGAAAUUAUAAUCAUAGAUGAUGGAAGCCCAGAUGGAACAAGAGAUGUGGCUGAACAGCUGGAGAAGAUCUACGGGUCAGACAGAAUUCUUCUGAGACCUCGAGAGAAGAAGUUGGGGCUAGGAACUGCAUACAUUCAUGGAAUGAAACAUGCUACAGGGAACUACAUCAUCAUAAUGGAUGCUGAUCUGUCACACCACCCAAAAUUUAUUCCUGAAUUCAUUAGGAAACAAAAGGAAGGGAAUUUUGAUAUUGUCUCUGGAACUCGCUACAAAGGAAAUGGAGGUGUCUAUGGCUGGGAUCUGAAAAGAAAAAUGAUCAGCCGUGGGGCCAAUUUUAUUACCCAGAUUUUGUUGAGACCAGGAGCAUCUGAUCUAACUGGAAGUUUCAGAUUAUAUCGAAAAGAAGUUCUACAGAAGUUAAUAGAAAAGUGUGUUUCUAAAGGCUACGUCUUCCAGAUGGAGAUGAUCGUUCGGGCAAGGCAGCUGAAUUAUACCAUUGCUGAGGUUCCAAUAUCAUUUGUGGAUCGUGUUUAUGGUGAAUCCAAGUUGGGAGGAAAUGAAAUAGUCUCAUUCUUGAAAGGAUUAUUGACUCUUUUCGCUACUACAUAAAAGACAGUUGCUCCUUUGUGCUUACCAUGUUCAUUUGAAUGUAAGCAAGAAAGCAGCCUGAUUACUGAUGUCUAUAAAUGUACUCUUAGAGCAUGAAGCAGAAGGGAAGGUGAACCAUGCAGACACAUUUUGUGGAAAAGCUCCAUUUUAUACUAAAAAUUAAACAAUUUCAAAUUUACUGGUUGAAUGGGCAAUGUUCUCAACUUUGAUUUAUGUUUUGCUGCAUUAAGACCUAUGAAUAAAUGUAUAUGGAUUUUUUUGCAUAAAAUAUUGACUUCAUUAGAGCAUAUGAACCCAGAAUUUCUUACAUGAGAAAGUGAAAUAUUCCGUAUAAACUAGAUUCGUAGUUCUUUAUACCUAGUUUGUACCAGAAGAGAUAGGUUAAGAACAUUCAUGAUUUAUAUGUGGUGGUUUCUGUAUGAAUUAAAAAAUACAGACAUCUAGCCUUUCCUUAAAAGAAUGUCUCCAGCUUCUUACGGCAGAUUAAAGAGGACACUCUGAGCACACUGUUGAGUUGGGUUCUUUCUAGCUGCUGAAUGGGGAGUCGUCUGCCAGUGAAGGGUGCAGCGUGUGCACUGGGAGUUGGAAGCAGGGCAGCAGUUAGCUGCACAGUGUUUUUCUUCUCUAUUGAGCAUAACCUGUAUCAACAAGGAAGCGUAUUGGUAACAGGCAUAAACUUAGCAGUUACAGCAAUUUUUAAACAUUUUACUGAAAACAUUUGUUUUCAUGCUAUUUCAAGACCUUCCACCGAGCUCCUGUAGCCUUACUAAUACGACAGAAUCUUCCCAGGAGCUCAUGUCUCCUGUCAGUUAAACUGCUGGGUAAGUUGCUCAAGGCCAGGCAAAAAUUCCACUUACCAAGCUCCUCUAAGCAGGUAUUUAGCCAAAGAAAUCGUAGCACAGCUUUGGCUCCUGUAGUGUCUAUGAAAUGAGUAACGACAAUAUGCUUACGAUCAAGUGGACUUUUCUUUGUAAAUAAAAGAAAUGUCUCAGCUAUUUGUCAUAUUUAGUGAACAGGAAUCCUAGUAACUACAUUUUCCUGAAGGCCUCAGUUUUCAUUUGUGUUUCUCUCUGACCCUACCAGAAACGAAUACUAGACUUACAAAUGCUUUGGCGCCAUUUUGAACAUAAACCCUCUUCGUCUUCAUCAUUGAACCGGUAAUACACAUUCCAGUAAG